CUUUUAGCAUCGCUGGAGUGGUGGACUGUCGGUCCGUCUUGGCAUCUGGCUGUAUCUUGACCUCUGGCCCACACCCAGGGAACCAACUCAAAAGUUUGAACCUCGCAAUAAUUGCGCACCAUGACGACCAGCAGCCCAAAGACUGGGCCUACAGCCACGGCCACCACAACCACGCACCUGGACCCGGAGCUGUUCGACCUCUGCGUGCGCGCCUUUGCCGGCGUGCCCGUGGCCGACGACAACCACACUGUGGCUGCGGCCGUGCGCAGCCGUCGCACGGGCGAGACGGUGGUGGCCCUCAACGUCUACCACUUCACCGGCGGGCCCUGCGCGGAGCUCUGCGCCUUCGGGGCCGCGGCCGCGCGCGGCGUGCUCCCGACCGACGUCGAGACCAUCAUCGCCGUGUGCAGACGGCAGAAGGAGCAGCAGCAACAGCAGCAGUUGCAAAAGGGCCCCUGGGACGGGGCCGGGGACGGAGACGUCGUGUUCCGCGUCAUCAACCCGUGCGGGAGGUGCGCGCAGACCAUGCUCGACUAUAACCCCGAGAUCGGCGUCAUCGUAAUGGACCGGCACGGCCGGGAGGUCAAGACGAGGGCGCGCGACCUGGUGGCGUACCCGUCCGUCUGGGAGGAUGGCAACACGGGAAGAGAGGAGAAGAGGAAGGCACUCGAGGCCGGCAGGACUGGGGAAGAGUGAAUGCGCGCCUUAUCCACCGUUGCAGAAGUUCAGUCCAUGCUACGUCGGCAACCCGAAUGAUCCGAGGUUGCAAUCGGUCGUUAAAGUCGGACCAAAAGUAGCUAAGUUACCGGAUGAGCCCGAGAGGUGUUGUGCUGUCGGCCACCGCCUUGAAGACUCCAUCAACAAUGAACUACGUGGACAAGUCAGCUUCGAAGAGGAGCGUAAGGUGCCUUUGAGUUACGACUAAUUAAAAGUUUCUGUCCUAUUGCGG
Molecule: messenger RNA, 949 nt
Organism: Thermothelomyces thermophilus ATCC 42464
Lineage: Eukaryota; Fungi; Ascomycota; Sordariomycetes; Sordariales; Chaetomiaceae
Exons: 1
Coding region: 121-696 (191 amino acids)
Molecular function (GO): catalytic activity
Source: RefSeq, a predicted model, not a curated record